Messenger RNA from Branchiostoma belcheri (Belcher's lancelet), 2622 nucleotides. Its product is annotated as coiled-coil domain-containing protein 96-like. Gene Ontology annotation, cellular component: ciliary basal body; axoneme. The record is from RefSeq and is a predicted model, not a curated record. Lineage: Eukaryota; Metazoa; Chordata; Leptocardii; Amphioxiformes; Branchiostomatidae. The coding region runs from base 99 to 1892 and encodes 597 amino acids. The transcript has 13 exons. Gene Ontology annotation, biological process: cilium assembly.
UUUUUGCGUAAUUUGAGUACUAGAGUUGGUACGACUUCUUUGCGGUCAUUAAGGAGGCUAUGGGGUCAUGCACCAUGGCAACGAGUGUGUAAACCAACAUGGCGGACGAAGAAAAACAGGAGGAAGUUGCAGUGGCAGCAGAAACUCCGGCAGCUACAGAAGACACUGCCCAGGAAGCAGCAGAUGCUCCAGGUAAUGCUGAUGAACCUCCUGCUGAAGAGACACUUCCAAGUCAAGAUGCACCAACUUCUGCAGAAGAAGAAGAAGCACCUGCUGCAGAAGAGGGGGUGACCACAGGUGAAGCAGCUGCUGCUGCAGGUGAGGCUGGUGCAGAGACAGCACCUGAACCUGGAACAGAGACUGCAGCACCUGAAGAUGGGACAGAGACUACAGCACCUGAAGCUGAAGAUUCAGCACCUGCGGCAGAUGCACCAGCUGGUGAGGCUGGGGAAGGAACGGGGCAGGAGGCAGCUGAAGCAGCACAGGAACCCACAGCUGAGCAGACAGAGGGAGAGGCCCAGCCUACUGAAGCCCCUGCUGAGGGGACAGGUGAACCCCAGCAGGCUGACGGUGAAACUGCUGCUGAGAAGUCACAAACACCACCUGCAGAAGGACAGGCAGAGGAGGAUGCUGAGAAGAAAGCCCAGUCCCCCAUACCUCAGAGUGACACCUUUGUGGAAGGUGAGGCUGAGGAGCCACCUGUGCUGGUGAGUGAGAAGUUGUCCAGAGAAGGGAGUCCUGUGGACCAACAGAAGGUAGUGGAGACACCAGUACCACUGGAGCCAGGGACACCAGAGAAGCCAGCCUCACCUGCAUUUGAGGGAGAGAUGGAGGAUAGAGACAUGGAGGGAGAGAUGGAGGAUGGAGAGAUGGAGGAUGAAGAGGAGGAGGAAGAGGAGGAACUGGAACCAGAGUUUGACAGAGAUGAGUUAGUGGAAAAAUACCAGGCUGCCUUGGCUGUGAGAGAGCGGUUACACCAGCAGAAUGCACAGUUGCAGAACAAACUAGCAGAGUACUUCAGGAAGAAAAAGACUGAUGAGAGCAGACAAGACAUGGACAAAAAUGUCACAGACCAGGAGCAGAGAUACCUCAAGUAUAUGUCUAACCUGGAGGAGCUGCACCAUCAGGAGGGAGUGGAGCAGGACCUGUACCAGCAGCAGAUAGAGGACCUGCUGGAGCGGCGGCAGGACAAGGAGAGGAAGGCUGUGGAGGAGUGGGAGAGAUAUCAGGCCUUCAAGAGAGAGGUCGCUCUGACAGCCAUCAACAGCAGGUCCGGCAAGCCUGUCGCUCCCAAGGACGUUGAGCAAAUCCAGGUGAAUGAAACAAAGAAGGAGCAGGAGGUUGCAGCAGUGCGGCUGGAGAACAUCAAGCUGAAGAACCAGCUGAAGAAAAGAGAACUGCAGCUCAAACAGAAGGAGGAGCUGGCCGAGGGGCUGCAUCUCAUCGAUUUUGAACAACUUAAAAUUGAAAACCAAACCUACAAUGAGAAGAUAGAGGAGAGGAAUGAGGAGCUCCUAAAGCUGCGGAAGAAGAUCACCAGCACCGUGCAGGUCCUGACACACCUGAAGGAAAAGUUGCAGUUUGUGCAGGCAGAGAACCAUGUGCAGAAAGGCAAGCUUCGAGAGGUGGAGGAACUUGUUGCCAAGAAAAGAGAUGUGUUGUCAAGAACCAAGCAGGCCAGAGACGCGCUGCGGAUUGACAACAUGCGGCUGCGGCAGAAGUCAGGCCUGCUGGGAAACGAGCCGCUGUUGCGGGAUUACGAGGAGAGGAGGGACGAAGGAGACGGGCUGAAGUUCCGACUGGAGAAUCUGAAGAUGAAACACACAGAGCUGACAAUGGACCUGAACGGAGUCAAGAGGAAGAUUGAUCAAGUACGCUCAACUAGGAUGUAAACAAACGAACCGAACUUGGUUUUUGGGACUUUAAACUUUCUGGAAUGCUACAUUGACAACUUAGCAAGUUUGUUUAGUUUCCUGUAUGUACAAAACAUUGUUACUUCAUUGUCAUUCUAUCUUUAGUGUCUUUACCUAGACUAAUCAAUCUGUGCAAAAGUGAUCCACAUGGACCCCAACACUUUUUCCUGUACCCUCUGAUAUCAUAUAAAAGCUACAUGUAAAUGACUUCAAAUUUGGUACAGGUGUAGCUUGAGUGUAUAUGCCUGUGAUACUUUUCCCUUUGAUGCUUUCUUGGCUUCUCUGUAUGCUAUACACAUGUAUCUGAGCAGUCAGGGUCACUUUGAAAUGUCCUGCACUCAGCCAGAGUAGAAUGUAUUGUGCCUGGGGCUUUCUGUGGUCACUCAGUAUCUUCCACAAACUCAGACUAGACAAGCAUGUAAAAGUAAUGAAAUUCAUCCUGUUAACAUUGGUGAGUGUAUUGUUUGAGUUUUUAUAUCAAUAAUUUGAAUAUUAGGGAAGCUAAAAAUAAGAAUGGGUCCUUAAGAGCAUUUAAGCUACGUGUGUAAUACAAAUUUAGUCAUUAUACAACACAGUAUCCCACUGGGGUCCACAAUUGUCAUGGACCCCAAAUGAAAAGUGAAUACAAAAGUCUUAAAUGCGUGAAACAAAACUGUAAUGUGUAGAACAACAUGCUCUUAGGUGACAAAUAUGCAAAAUAGCACAUAGG